Messenger RNA from Galleria mellonella (greater wax moth), 4523 nucleotides. RefSeq names its product trypsin-1-like. The coding region runs from base 195 to 1208 and encodes 337 amino acids. Gene Ontology annotation, biological process: proteolysis. The record is from RefSeq and is a predicted model, not a curated record. Gene Ontology annotation, molecular function: serine-type endopeptidase activity. Lineage: Eukaryota; Metazoa; Arthropoda; Insecta; Lepidoptera; Pyralidae. The transcript has 8 exons.
ACUCGGCACUCGGGGACUCCGCGCGGCCGCGGCCGACACUCGCCCGCCGAUUCAUGGGCGAUACGUUUGCGAAAUAAUGCCAUUGAAUCGUCGCCGAAUUCGCCAGUGAACGCGGCGUGUUCGGAGAUGCCGCUCAAAUAAAUAGUGGUGCGGAGCAAUAAUAACAUCGCGCCCGACCCCGGAUCCCUACGACAAUGUGCAGAUGGAGAAUAGUGACUAUAAUUUACGUGGUCGCUGCAUUCAAAUUGACAAAUGGCAGGGAAAUAAACUCUGUGGACGUCGCUACGCUCGAUAACCAUGUAAGACCAAAUAACAGAUCACAACGCUUUUUGUUCGACGCAAUAUUUGGUUUGGAAGUGCCGAUCCUGGAUGAGCAGAGUGUAGAAGAUGAUGAGGAAGAUACACAGGUCAAGAACUGUUCUUGUGAGUGCGGCAGAGCAAACCCAAUUCCUAGAAAGAUGGAGUGCGGAGGGGCGAACCAGGAGAACCGCAUUGUGGGCGGUUUGCCGGCCAGCCUCAACCGGUACCCGUGGAUGGCGAGGAUCGUGUACGAUGGACAGUUCCAUUGCGGCGCGUCGCUGCUCACCAAGGAUUAUGUGCUUACUGCCGCGCAUUGUGUAAAAAAAUUGAAGAAGUCAAAAAUUCGAGUGAUCCUCGGCGACCACGAUCAGAGUAUAACUUCUGAGAGUCCAGCCAUUAUGCGAGCCGUAGUGCAGGUGGUCAGGCAUCGUGGUUUCGAUGCAGACACAUACAACAACGAUAUCGCUCUACUCAGGUUACGGAAGCCGGUGAACUUCUCGAGGAUCAUUAACCCAGUCUGUUUACCAUCAGCAGGCAUCGAUCCCGCGGGGAAGGAUGGCGUUGCGGUGGGCUGGGGACGUACUUCUGAAGGAGGGCAGCUGCCGGGAGUCGUACAAGAAGUACGAGUGCCAAUAUUGAAUUUAACGCAAUGUCGAAAAACGAAAUAUAGAGCCGCAAGAAUUACUAGUAAUAUGAUAUGUGCCGGGCGGGCGGGGACUGAUUCAUGCCAGGGAGACAGUGGCGGGCCAUUGCUAAUACAAAAUGGGGGCAAGUUCCAGAUCGUAGGCAUUGUAUCGUGGGGUGUUGGUUGCGGUCGGCCUGGGUACCCAGGAGUUUAUACUCGAGUACCGCGAUAUUUAAAGUGGAUCAAAGCUAACCUUAACAACAGCUGCCUGUGUGGAAAUUGAAAUACUCUUAAAUAACAUUAUGAAUUUAAUAAAUAUUUAUCAAAUAUUCAAAAUAAUUUACAUUAACAAAUUGCCAAAUCGAAACGUUUGUUAAACUCUAAUUAACAGAAAUGCAAGCCCUUUGGAGCAAUAAGUAUAACAAGAUGGCGUUAUUUACGUAUGCUCCUGAAGAUGAUUAAAUAUUAACAUAAACAUUUUAUAGAACAAUUGCCGUAGGUAGAUUCUUGCUUACUUUAUUGUCAGAAUACUAAUUUAUCUUACAUUAAAAAAUGCCAUCGAAUCACGUUGCUAGCAAUAGCAACAUGGAGUAUGUACCUAAAUAUCUUUCAAAUUAAGCAACGUUGAAUACAAAAUAGUUGUUGAAUAAAACCAUUAAUAUGGUUACUUUUCAAUAUACGUACAUGCUUUAUAUAGGCAAGUUUUAUUUUGUAUAUAUAGGCAUAAUGUUAUGUUUGUAUAGAAUAUCAUUAAUAUCAUAUAGUAAGUUUACACACCGAGUUAUCGAAUAAUUUAUUUGUAGUUUGUAAAUGUAAAAAUAGACGCGGAAUCUCAAUGGUGCCAAGUCAAAAUGUGUCAUAAAGUACCACGUACCACCAUGACUUUAAAACUUUUUGUAGGUACUAAUAUAGCGUCAUAGUAUACCUCUUUCAUUAGCUUUUCUGACAUAUAUUUGUCAUCUUUAUCGUUUACAAUAGUUUACUAAUACAUUGAUCUUUGUCUAACUGUAUUUACAAGUACAUAUCGUGAUAGGAAUCUAUAGUUUCUUGAGGACCUACCAUGAAAUAUUUUCCGAAAUUUCGGGGACGAACGAAAUAGAAAUUGGAUGUUAAAAUAACAUAAUACAUGGCGCUUAAAAUUAUUAAAAAUAUUAAGAUAUCGUUUCUGUGGACUAUUAGGAUAGGAUUUAUAAUGAACGAAACGUUAAGCUUCAUUUACUGGGUCGAUUUAGGUAGGAACAAAAGCACGAAAUUGAGCCCAAAAAUUUGGAAUUUCAUUUCAUGGUAGGCCUCCUGGUUUACUAGACGGUCUAGGUUAAAAUAUAAAAAUACUCAUUUUAUAUUUAGAUCUCCACAGACUGCUAUAGAAAACGGACAAUUGACCAUAAAGAACGAUAGUAUUCUUUUCUAAAAAGACGAUUCUUUUAAAUUAACUACCGCUAAUUUAAAAAACUGCAUAUCAGCUAAUCCUUUCUAAUGAAAAUCUAUUCGAUAAAAUACUAAAUGGCUUUGUAACAGAGUUUUUAAUACGUUUAUGUUAUUACUGAUAUAGCGAGUUGUAAAACAAUUCGCUAAUAGAAUAAGCAUAUUUUUUAACGUAUUGUUAAGUUCGUGUAUAAUUUUUAAAGAUUAAAUCAUCGAAUUAAAUUUUAGAAUCUAUGAGAAUAUAUAUGUAAAAAUUAAAUAAAUAUUGAUUCGUUUUAUAUAUGUAAUCUCUUGUACAUGAACCGAUUUUACAUUUAUGUACAUUUAUUAAUUAAUAAAUUUAAUUUAAAUAAUUUAACAUGUUUCAAAAUUUACAUUAUUUUAAUUUUCAUCAAAUAAGUCGUAUUGUUAAUAAUCACAGUAACAAUUAUUUAAUUAUGUAAAUAAGUAUCUACAUAAAUUGAUUACACUGUCUCAUUAAUAAUUUAUUUCAUUUAGUUAUCAUUUGAAGCAAUAUAUGGGCGGAACUUUUAAUCCACUACUACAAAAGAAUUGUGUUAAAAAUUGAGGUACCUUUAUGCUAAUUUUGUAACUGAAAUUAAUAACAUAUUUUUUAUCUUACAAUUGUUAUAAUUAUCCAUAUAACCUGUAUUGAUUAUUGACAAUAAUUUAAUACAGUUUUUAGACAAAAUUGAUUUUAUGAACAAAGUUUGUUCCAAGUACCCAAUAUGUAUAUUUUAAUAGUUUUUUUAUUGGUCAUGAAUUACUUUUUUUGUAGUUUACAAUCCUUCGCCUAUGUUGCUUUAAGAUUUCGAUUCAUUAAUAUAUUGAUAAGUAAGUUAGUACGUUACUUCGGUCAGGCCGGUGGUGCAGAUUACCAUUAGUAUUUAAGUAAUUUGUUGUCAACUACCUAAGUGUUCAAUAUGAUUUAUUUGUACAUAACAUUAUUAAUACAUAAAAUUAUUAAUAGUAACAUUAUUAAUAGUAGUAAUAAGUUUUUAUUAUCUAACAAAACCGUUAUACAGAAUUUAAAAAUUACAUUUUUCGUCCAAAAAUGCUUAAACAAAAUUUUGGUCUUUGCAAAAGUGCACUUUGAAAAUAAUUUCAGAUCUAAGAUCUAAUUAAAUUUAGUGCAAACAAUUUUUUCAUAUGGCAAUUCCUUCUUGUUUAAAAUAAAAAAAAAAAAAUAACAGUAUUAUGACUAGGCUGUAUGGGCCAUGUUCCUUGCCUGUCCAUUUUGGACGAAUUUUAAAACAAACAACAAUUAAUAGAAUUAUUUAUGGUAUUUACGAAAAAAUUUGCCGCGGAACCGCGUUUGUUAUCAAAAUAGCUUUUAACAUUCAGUUUUUUUUAUAUGUGUAAGUUGUCUGCCUCCUUUUAUAUCAGUUUAUCUGCUUACUUCCGUUGUUAUGUAAAAUGACACAGUAUAAAUGUUUACAAUAUAAACACGCUUAAAACUUAUAGCUUAAUUACUAUUUUAAUUUAAAAUCUAUUAACCUGAUAAAUUAAUAAUCUAUUGGGUUAAUAAUUAUUAUUUUUCUACGCUGAAAUAGUUACAUCCAAAGGCAGAUAUUGCACAACAUAUGAAUACCUACUUGUAUUUAUAAAAUGCAUGGGUAUUUCUGUACCUAUUGUUAACAUACUAAAACGAAUGUGUUUUAAAUUUUAAUAGUAUUAUUGAAUAUUUUUUAUUUAUGAUUAGAUUAGAUAUUUGGCAAUAUACUAAUUAUGAAUUAAUGUAGGUAGAAAUACUAUUAAAAUAUUAAAUUCAUAUUUCAAUAACUAUUAAGCGAUUGAAAGAUUUUGGCAGGCGGGACUUGAACCCAUACUUUCUAUGCCAUUCCAGGGCACAGUGCACUUGUCUUGUCUGCUUCACUGGCCAUCAGGUAAUUAUUGAAAUAUUAUUUUUAUAUUUUAAUUAUAUUUCUAAUUUAUUAUAGUUUUAAGAACAAAUCAACGCUCUUUAGGCUACAUCUGUGAUCGCUGUCACGAUAAAAUAUUACGCUAUUUGGCGGAAAUUUAUUGCUUUGUUAUUUAUUUGUAUACGUUGUUGUGUAAAAUUUAUAGCUAAUAGAUUUUAUUGCUAUCAUAAUUCAUUUACCUACUUAAGUAUAGAUGUUAAGGAAAUAUUUUUAUUAUUUUAUUGUUAUUUAAUUGUAUUGAUGAUUUUAUG